AUGGCCUUCCACUUCAAACUAUCUAAACCUGGCGGUCUUACUCGUCGCGUGGGUUAUGCUACACAACCAGCGUGGACGACGCUCGCCACUCGUAUCAACGAACUCUUCCAUAUCCCAGUCGACCAGAUUGGAGUGUCAUACAUUGACGCAGACGGGGAUGAAGUCACUUUGAGCAGCGAGAACGAGCUGCAGGACUUCUAUCUUGCCGCUAGGGAGAAGACAUUCAAGUUUAAUGUCCUCGACCUCUCUCGCGAUGACGAGAAGUCCCUUCCCGACAUUCCUCGCACUGGCCUUCGCAAUACGUUUGGGGACAUUGACACCGAUGAAGGCUGGGAUUCCUUGGGUGGCAUUUUCGUGCCUGGCAUGAAUAUCGGCCCCCAUGCAUUCAUACAAACCGUUGACUCGGAAGUGACCUCCCAGCACGAUUCGGAAAGCGACCACUCCACCACCGACUUUGGCCCAAUUCUCGAUAAGGGCAAAGCCAAAGCUGUCGACCCGUCCCCGGCUCCUACUUCAUCUUCGAAGCGACAGCAAGCGCGACACCCAUCCCUGAUGUUCGACCGACCACAGAACCUGUGGAAGAACCCCUCUGACCCUCCAGUUCCCACUCUCGAAUCUCAUAAUCCACCUUCGGCUUCCCUCCCCAACGAUGUCGCUUCACUGCUCACCACUCUCACCAAUGUUAUGUCUUCUCAUCCUGAACUGGCUGAGGGGCUCCGUAACAUCGUCUCGAAUGCGACAAACGGUGCCUACUGGAACUCUCACCGCGCCAACUUUUCUCAAGCUGCCGGGGAAUUUGUGCAAAGCGCUGGCCAGGCAACCAAUGAUCUUCGUCGUCAAGCUGAAGACGAGGCUGGUCGUCGGGUCGCUCAUGCUUUGGAAGGGAUGUUUCGCUCGUUCUCCCAGGCUAUGGCCGCACCUACUGUCAAUGCUACUGGUGAGCAGGCUGAAUCGACAACUGGAGUUGCCACCGAAGAUUCCGAGCAGCCUUGGCGCACCAGCACUCCGACAACUGACCCAGUUAACUCUACCUCGUUUUGGUAUGCGCCCCCAAUGUGGGGUGGCAUGAGAGGUGGAGCUCCCCGUCGCGGUCGGAGCCCGAAUCCUUGGGCAGCUCUCCACCUGGCACGUGAUGGAGUACCGCCACCGCCGCCACCGCCACCGCCACCUCCCCAUGGGCCUCCGCCAAUGCCAUUCAUGGCUCCCUGGGGACACUGGGGCCGCGGUAAUGUCCCGCAACCACCACAGCCGCCUCCUCAACCAGCUGCUCCGCCAACCUCUCAACCAGCAGCUGCUCAGGCCACAUCUCCGAAGCCAACUCCACAGGAACUUCGUGCCCAGGUAGAUGCAGCUAAGCUUGCUUACAAACGAGAGAAAGAACGGUAUCGAGCUGAGCGGGAAGAACGUCGAAAAGUACGCGAGGCCAGGACUCGCGCAGCCGAGACCAAGCCCGCCACCACAACGGAAAAUGAUAAGCCUCCAACUGAGAAGCCCGCUCCAGUUCAGGAAACGACUCCUGAACCUGUACUCGUCAGCACGGGUAACGCCAAAGUCGGCUACCCACAGCUGGAAAUGUACAGUGUACCCCACCGCCACAACACCUAUCACGGCCAGCCUAGCCGUCGACGUGUCCCAGAGAGUGCUAGUGAGCGCAGUGUCAACCGUAUCACCAAACGCUUGGCGGCAAUGGGAAUAACGGAAAAUGCACACCCUACUCUUCCGGCCAAGAUUAAGGAGCAGUUGCCCGAAGGCAAUGUCUCUGAUGAAGCAGAACAGAAUAUAGUGUCGACUCUCGUCGAGGAGCUAGUCUUUAUGUCGCCCAAACCUACUGCGUCUGGUUCGCGUCAGAAUGCUGAUGUGCCGGGGACGUGGUUGUAA
Messenger RNA from Mycena indigotica, 1878 nucleotides. RefSeq names its product F-box domain-containing protein. The record is from RefSeq and is a predicted model, not a curated record. Lineage: Eukaryota; Fungi; Basidiomycota; Agaricomycetes; Agaricales; Mycenaceae. Bases 1 to 1878 code for a protein of 625 amino acids. The transcript is spliced from 4 exons. Gene Ontology annotation, molecular function: protein binding.